Messenger RNA from Bombus huntii, 3006 nucleotides. RefSeq lists its product as uncharacterized. NCBI's taxonomy places the organism in Eukaryota, Metazoa, Arthropoda, Insecta, Hymenoptera, Apidae. The record is from RefSeq and is a predicted model, not a curated record. The transcript is spliced from 8 exons. The coding region runs from base 1 to 1728 and encodes 575 amino acids.
AUGCAUGUCCCAUGGGAUUGUUUACCACAUUUGGCCAUAUGGUCGAUUUUAAAUAUAAUAGCCAGGUUAAAGAAGUCUGCUGCUUUAGCUGAUCGUAUUAACCCAGUUCUUAUCGAUUCCCCUCAGGGUUUGGUUCACAAUUGGGCACAGCGUCCACAGGAACAGGAUAGUUCCCGAAGGAUUCGAAGCAGCUUUGGUGUCACACUGGGCGGUGUCAGGUUAGGUUUCGAAGAAACUGCAAAACUGGCGGGCCUGGCGAGUUGCGUUUCGACGGUGGUCGACGACGAAGAACAGGAGGAGCUGCGGUGCACAGGAAGCGACGUUGAGAUCGAGGAGUACACCGACACCGACGACUCGCCAUAUGUCGCUUAUCAGGUCACUGAUAAGCUGUUCGACACGGACAGGGUGGCCUGGCAAAAAUUCAGCUUCGUCGCAACCCUUCUGACCGUCGUCGUCUCCAUUACCUUUUUGAUUAUCACCUAUCCCCUUUAUCUCGAGAGCGUCAGCUACGUGUCCAACGCAUACACAGGACUUCUCUUCACUGCCUUCUGCUCUGCCUUCAUCCUGGGCAUAAUAUGUUUCAUCGCGGGAAGAGUAUCUCCACCACCCGCCCUGAUUCCAAACAGCAUGCGAAUCAAGAUUCCUCGUUGUGCUCUGCUCAAAAUCAGUCUCAUCUAUGCUCUCUCUGGCAUAGUGAUCACGCUUUGCUUGGACCAGGACAGGGUCCUCUGUCAUCUACAAGAUCCCAUAAAAGGCAUUACUCUCGUCUUUUCCCUGGUCUACUAUUUCUUCUUUUGUCGCAAAAUGAUGAGCUUGCAGAGAAUCUUCUCAAGCACUACGAUAAUUGUGGGUCUCUUCAUAAGCGUUGAUUAUGGCCUCUGUGAUCAAUUUCGGUGUAGAGGACAGGAAGUUUCGGGUCAUACCACAACUAUGAGAGGAUCUUGGGGCGUGAAGGCCAUUUGGACGUUCGUUUAUGUCGGUGCGCUAGCCGCUUUCGCUAUGUUCUUCACUUUGCUCGAGGCCCAUUAUACCACUGAGCAACAGAAUAUGUGUCAAAUAAUGGCGAGUCAACAAAACUCUUUCCUUUAUACGGUAUCAAGAUUGGUAUCGUCACGAGACAUCCGUCGACGAGGUUCUGAAGAAGAGGGAGGCAGAUUGCUCCACGUGACAGAUCCUGACCCCACCAUAAAACCAAAACAUAUUCCAAAACCUCCGAUCCUCGAAACUCUCUUCUACAUUCACUUAAUCGCGUUCUUCGCCAUUUUAUCGAUGUCCUGGAUCGACACGUUGCCAGGAAUAGGCAGAGGAUUAUCUCCAGCGGAGCUAUACCGCGUGGUGGAGCAUGGACUCACGUGUCACUUCAAAAACAGCGACAACUGCUCAAAUAUUUCUACUCGUGGCUGGAUCUUCUUAAUAGCCUAUAUCAUCUUCUCAAUUUCUGUACUGAACUUCUUGUCUAUAAGUGAGAGCGCUGUCUUCACUGUUGCUACCGCCACUGUGUCCCUUCCAUUGUCUGUAAUCUGGUGGAGCAUCUAUAAAAUGGAUGUUCACGGCCGUUUCAUCACAUGGUCUCCCGGAGUGACGGGAGAGUUAAUCUGCGCUCUGCUGGGUCUUCCUGUGGUCCUUCUAGGCCUAGGUCUUCUCGUCAGAUCGCAUUUCCGUGACACUCAGCCCUGCUACUUGACCAUGCAACCACCUGACGUACAGUGUGAAUCUUCUCAAAGAUGAACAUCUUUCAGGAAACCAUCUAGAGUCUUUGUAUUUAACUCUACAGCAUAAAGGAUCCAUAAUAAUCAUUCUACAAAUUUUUGUUUAAACGUAUAAAAAAAAAACAGAAGAAAUCGAACGUCAAUAUUUUAUAGAAAUUAAAGAUAUAGGGGUAAGAAGGAGAAAGAAGAUGCUUUGGGAGUAGCAUGUGCAAGAACACGUGUAGUGAGAGCUCUGCAAUCGACUGGGGUAGUGACUUAAUUAACUUUUUAACCGUUGUAGCCCAAAGCCCAGUUAAGCAAGCUGCCAAAUAUAUUGUAGUAGUUGAAAAUGAUACGGUGAAAUCGUAAAGUUAAUCAAUGAUUAAAACUUACAACUUUUUGUGACACAACAAGUAAUUUGUUGUGACGAAAAAGGAUCAUACGGACUUAGAGCAGUUAGGCCAGUUCUACAUCAGUUCUGAACCGAUUCUUUCUUUGCACUGUGUUUGAAAAAGUUUCUCUUUUUUUAUCUAAUUAAUUAAUCCUGUGAAAGGAUUAAUCUUAAGUUUUGUUUUCUAUCAGUAUCAUUACGUUUAUGGAUACUACAGAAACAAAUAUAGAAAACUGGCUUUACCGCCCCUGAUCGAUGGAGUGACCUCUCUUGAACUGGAGGAAAGCUUUCUGUGCACAGUUGUGAUAAAGGAGGUGGCAUGGACCCGGGGAAAGCAAUAAUAUCGACUAUCUCGUAUACGCGAAAUAAAGAAAAAGAGCGAAAGAGAAAGAGGAGGAGGAAGGAGAGAAGCGAUCAAUGUUUCCUAUGUAAUUUGCCAGCGAGAACAUCCGUCUAGUCACACAACGUUAUUGCCGAUUUAUAUUUUAUUUUGAUAACGAGAAUAUUUAAUAUUUUCGAAACAAAGAACGUUCGAAUUAUACGUGUUGAGAAUAUAUGUGAAUAGGUGUGCGUGCGUGUAUAUGUGAAUGAGUGUGUCAGAGAAAGAAACAAAAAAUACAGAAGAUAUUUUAUAAACUCAAAGUAUAAUAGUGUGUACUGGAUUGAAAGUUGCAUAUUAUUGAAAAGGAUCUGCUUAGAAGUUAGGCUUCUUUGUUAUUCAUUGCCAUGUUUAAUGAAUCUAGCAACAGAAAUUGAGAAUCUAAUAUCUUUGUUGAAAUAUCGAAGAAAAUAGAGCGGUUCAAUCUGUCUAUAAUAUUAACUCUCUAUAACUCUGACUCUAUAACUCUAUAACUGUAAACAGAAACAUACCAAUUUGGCUUCUAAUAUGUUCCCAAGUCGCCAUAUUGGGAUUAUAGCCAUUUUUUU